CUUGUAUCCAAAGCAAUACUAUACACAUUCUUCCGGCGGUUCAUUUUGUUGAUGUUGAUAUUGUGAUUCUGAUAAUUUAGCUUCAAAAUGAGUCGCGGGAGCAACAGCAUCCUCAGCGAGAUAGAAUGGGACGAAGGUCUAAGCAUGCCCGUCGCCAACGCGGAUAAUAAAAAGCUUGAAGAUCAGGUUCAGCUGAAGCAGAAAAGAAUUGUUUCAAACAAAAACAAUGUUGAAGAGAUUGAAGAUCGUCUUCAUGCCAUGUCAGAGCACUUGAAAAAUGUCAGACAGGAGCUUGGUCAUACUCAGGGUCUGGUCAGCGCGAGAACUAAGGAGAUCGAAACAGAAAAUCACAUGUUGCAAAUUGCUGAGCGUGAGGAAGGAAGGCUUCAACAAGAAAUCAGUAAGCUGGAGAAGGAUUUGGAGGAGAUUAAGGAAAAGAAGAAUAUGUUUGAGAACAACAUCUUCAAGCAAACUCAGAAGCUUGAAGAGAUGAAGUCACAGAUGAACUGGGACCAGCAAGCUCUGGAAGCUUGGCUUGAGGAGUCAGCAAGGAAAGAUGAAGAUGCAAUGGCUAUACAGAAAUACACACGUCAUGAUGAAAGUAAAAUCAAGGAACUGUCCCUGAGGAUGGUCAGACUUACAGAGGAAAGCCAAAAGAAGAGAAGGGUUCUUGACCAUGAAACUACAGAUACUUUGACCGCCCAGAUUGAGCUAGACAAGACAGCUGAGGAUUUCAGACAGGCCCAUCAAGAACGUCAGGAACUUAUUGAGCAAUGGGAACACACCAUCGAACAGAUGCAGAGACGAGAUCACGAAAUGGACAUUUUGGCUGCUCAACUUGCACGUGUUAAGGCAGAAGUGAGAAAGCGUGAGGAGGCUAUUAAAGAGAAGAUGCAGUUUCUGGAGGGUGAAGUAGACAACAAUAAAGAACAGGAAAAGAAGAUUUCUAUAGCCGAGCGUGUGGCCGCCAGGACACGUAUAGAGCACCAGGAGGCCGAGACCAACAGGGUCCAAUUCUCUGAUGAGUUGGAUGCUCUCAAAAGAACGGUUGAUCGUACGGCCAAUGACCUUGAAGCCACAAGGUCCCAGGUCACACAUUUGAAGAAAGAUGUUCAGGACAAAACUAACAGAUUACAACAAGCUAAGGAGCUGAGAGAGACACUUGUAGACAAGUUGAAGAUAGCAACUGAAUCAACCCUGAGUGCAGAAGAGCGCGCAGCACGAUUUGAUGAGAUGUUGCAGGAUGAGGAUCGAACGCAGCACGAGAUCGAUCAGCAGCUGAAACAUUUACGUGACCUUCAGUUCCACAAAACUCAGGAACUACAAGAUUGUAAGAUCAAGGAAAGGAAUAGAGAGGCAGAGAUACAGGGAAGCCAAGCUGCUAUCAGGAACUUGAACAGCAAGAUAACCAAAUUAGACACAGAUUCUCUCAAACAGCAAGAAAUUAUCUACAAUCAGGAUUUCGCUGUCCAACAAGUGGAAAGAAGGAUCAACCGAAUCCAGGGAGAGCGCAGCAAUGAGGAAAAGGUCCAUCUGGAAAUGAAAAUCAAGGACCUCACGGAUGAUCUGGAGCAAAAGAAUAACACCCACACUCUCCUAACCCUACAACUUAAACGACUUCAGGAUGAUAUACGUCGUGUCAGGAGGGAGCUGGAGAAGAGCGGGGCGGAGAAAAAUGAUUUUACCAGUAAGAUUGAGGAGCUGAACUUAUACAAUGACAGCUCAGAGCGCGAGUUGCGCAACAUCAUUUCAUCCAAGCAGAAUUUGAUGGUGGACCAAAAUAUCCUUAAACUGGAGAUCAAACGAUUACGUGACAUGCUGCAUGGCCGUGCUGACGAUGUUCUAAACAUGGAGAAACGACGAUUACAGCUGGACACGGCUAUGAAGGAACGUAGACAUGAGAUUAGCAUCCACAGUGAGAUGCUUCAAGCUCAGAUUAGAGUCGCAAAUGAGGAAAGAAGCCAGAUAAGUGCUGAGCUCCAUGAACGUAUCUCUAAGAUUGACAAACUCCGUAAAAGGUAUGAAAUUCUGAUGGUUUCCAUGGCACCCCCAGAAGGUGAGGAAGAGAGAUCUCAAGCUUAUUACGUCAUUAAGGCUGCACAAGAAAAGGAGGAGCUCCAGCGUGAAGGUGAUGACCUUGAUGCUCGAAUCAGAAAAGCAGAGAAGGAAAUUCGUGCCCUAGAGAAUACGCUAAAACUGAUGAAUAACAGAAACGAAACAUACAGGAAGAGUUUCAACAAAGUCACCGACCAGAGCGAUGACAUGGAGGAGAAACAACAGCUGGAGGAACAAAUGAGAGCCGUAAUGGAUAAAUACAAGUACAAACGUCGCCAGAUCAGAGAGCUUCAGGAAGACUUGCAGACAAUGAGUAGCACUCUGGACAACCUUGUGAGAGACUCUGGAGCCUAUGAGGAAAUGAUUGACGAAAAGAAGAACAAGGUCUUACAACUGUCAAAAGAAAUUGAAGACCAGAGAGCAAAACUGGAGCGAGCUAUGAAAAGUAAUUCCAAGUAUGCUCGAGAGCUGAGAUCUGCCAAAAAGGCGAAAGGAGAAACUCCAGAGGAGCGUGACUUCCAUGUUAGAGAACUUCGUGAGUUCAAUAAGACGAUCAUGUCCCAAAUCGGAGACAUUCUCCAAACGCACCCGGACAUCGGGGAGACUGUCCAUAUAUACUUCUCACAGGCUAACUUACCACCGCCAACACCACGAGCUGGAGGACGCCAGCCAGGUAGUGCUCGCUCCAGUCUGACAUCUGGUCGCAGUAGUGUUGGGAGUCUGAAGUCGCCCCCUAGUGGCAGUGGCCGACCUACUCCGGUACAGAUAGGGGCAGACCUAGGAGCAAUGCGUUCCCCGGCUAGUUCUCGGAGUUCCAGCUCGAUGUCCAGUGUUCGGAGUGGACACAGCCGGACAGGGGCCAGUUCGAGACACUAGUACCACAUGUUAACUGUCACCGAGUGUCCCCUUGUCCACGUGGACACGACAAUUUUAUAAAAUCUGACUGUGAUAUGUUUGAUGUUUACAUUACUGACAAAGCUCUACUGAUUCCUCACCAAAUAUCUUCCUUUACAUAAAAUGUAGUCUGUCGCCAACAUCCAAUCUCUGAUUUGAAGAUUAUAGAUUUACAAUUCCAUGCUGCACCAAGACACUGAUGAAAAUGAGCUUUCUAGCUGGGAUGAAUGGAAGUGAUUUUUUAAAAUUAUUUUUAAAUAUACUCUUUUCUGUUCUAUAUCAUAAUGAAAGGUUCAACACAGUUAUGCAUAUUAAUAUGGAACAUUGGUACAUGUAGUUAUUUUAUUUGUUACAAGUUUCCUAAGAUUGGAUCCAGUCGAAAAAGUCACUUAUUUUUUAACAAGAAUAUUUUAUUUUCUUGUAGUACCUUUUUCCUGCAUUUGUUAAAAUUGAGUUAAUUUAAAUACGUAACUGUAUGUAUGAUUAUAAAAUCUUAAAUUCUUAAUUAUACAAUAUUCAUAAUCCACAUCUCAGAAUUUCCUGAUUUCAUUUGUAGGUUUCUUCCUUUUAUCAAUAAUAUAAUGCUUUAAUGUGCACUGUAUUAUAUAUCAAUAUGAUUUCCAAAAGACUAUUGAAAUGUUUAUUUCAAUACAUCAUUUACCAUGAUGCUUAAGCUUGCAUUGUUUCUGGAUGUACUUUUGAAAUGUAUUCGAGAUGAUUUCAAAACAUUCCGUCAAUUGAAUGACAAAUUAUUAGUAUACAAUGUGUGUUUAUAUACAGGUAAGAUGAUUUCAAAGCAUUCCGUCCAUGAAAUGACAAACUAGAAAAAUUAUACGAGAUGAUUUUAAAACAUUCCAUCCAUCAGUUUACAAACUAUUAUAAGUGUAUUUGCAAAACAUUCCGUCCAUAAAUUAACAAACUGUAAUGACUUUUGUCUAUUUGCAAAUUAAGAGUUGUAUUUCACAAUAUGAAUUUGUUCUAUUGUCAAAAUCUUCAGAUCGCCUUCACGAAAAAAAUAAACAUUAUGAAGUUGAGGUAUAAUUAUCUAUAGAUAUAUUGUAAGUUGUUUAAAUAUAUUAAAAUGUAUUCUAUGAGAAAGCUAAUGAUAAUAAACUCAUUGUGUCUGUAA
This is a messenger RNA of Pecten maximus, 4078 nucleotides long. RefSeq names its product coiled-coil domain-containing protein 39-like. Lineage: Eukaryota; Metazoa; Mollusca; Bivalvia; Pectinida; Pectinidae. Gene Ontology annotation, biological process: inner dynein arm assembly; cilium-dependent cell motility; cilium movement. The transcript is spliced from 21 exons. Gene Ontology annotation, cellular component: axoneme. The record is from RefSeq and is a predicted model, not a curated record. The coding region runs from base 88 to 2931 and encodes 947 amino acids.